Messenger RNA from Zophobas morio, 427 nucleotides. RefSeq names its product leukocyte elastase inhibitor A-like. The transcript has 3 exons. Bases 78 to 404 code for a protein of 108 amino acids. The record is from RefSeq and is a predicted model, not a curated record. Gene Ontology annotation, molecular function: serine-type endopeptidase inhibitor activity. NCBI's taxonomy places the organism in Eukaryota, Metazoa, Arthropoda, Insecta, Coleoptera, Tenebrionidae.
GGACUUGCAGAAGUCGAAAAACAAGCAGAGAAAAUCUUCAAGGCACAACCCUUCAAAAAGUUGUCGUCAGCGUAAGGAUGCCAAUAUUCAAAGUUGAAAGCAAAAUCGAUUUCAAGAAAAUCUUGCAACAGUUAGGUGUGAAGAAGGCUUUCGAUUUGGAGCAGGCGGACUUCAGUGGAAUUGCCGGAAAUAAGGGAGAGCUAGCUGUUGACGGUGUAGUACAGAAGACGUAUAUCAAGGUGAAUCGGGACGGAGUUGAAGCUGCUGCCGCCACAAGAAUAUUGUUUAACAUAUCGCUAUCUCAACCUACUAAAGUUUUCAACGUUGAUCACCCUUUCAUAUUCUACAUUGAAGUCAAUGGUGUGAUUAUAUUUGCUGGAAAAGUAAUAGAUCCCAGAAAAUGAACACUAAGGACUAUUGAUUGUCG